This is a messenger RNA of Racocetra persica, 214 nucleotides long. NCBI's taxonomy places the organism in Eukaryota, Fungi, Glomeromycota, Glomeromycetes, Diversisporales, Gigasporaceae. The record is from the annotation of a GenBank genome assembly.
CGUUGAAAAUUUGCGAGAAAAAUUAAGGAGUACAAAAGAAGAAUUAAAAAAAGUGGAAAGAGAUAACGAUUUAAAAGAAAUUCAAGAUAAAAUAAAUUUUAUAGAGGAACAAAUAGAACUUAGAGAAAAACUUCUUGAAAAGACAGUGCUUGAAGUUAUUGGCGAAAAGAUAGGUGAAUUACAGAAAAUAUUUCUAAAGUGUAAAAUUAUGUAA